AUGGAUGGUGAUUCUGGUUUCAGUGGGAUUGUCAAAAUUUCCAACGUCAGCGAUUUUAUUGUCCCUGCACAGGCAUGCAUCUUACCACUUCAAUCGAAGGAGUCCGAUAUGGAGGUUCAAAUUCGAGAUAGGAAUCGGUCCAAAAAAAAUGAUAACAGUGCAGUAAAGAAAGUAUCGAUUACAUUAAAUGAUUGUCUGUCAUGCAGUGGUUGUAUUACAAGUGCAGAAACAAUACUUAUUAAGGAACAAUCGAAACCGAAAUUUUUGGAGGGUUUGGCAAGUGCGCAAUUGAGCGUAGUGACCGUUUCACCGCAAUCAAUAGCAUCCAUUGCCUAUAAACGUGGUUGCCAGCAGUCAGAAGCAGCGAGACUCAUUGCCGGAAUUUUCAAGAAUAUGGGAAUAACAUAUGUCGUUGAUUCGAGCUUUGGAAGGCUACUAACUUUAUCGCUCUCUUAUGAUGAAUUUAAGGAAGCGCAGCUACAGCGACCAGUUUUUACAGGUGUUUGUCCAGGUUUCGUGUGCUAUGCUGAGAAAACUCAUGGAGCAUUACUUAUCCCUCAUAUUAGUCGCGUGCGAUCACCACAAGCCAUGAUGGGUGCACUUGUGAAGGACUAUCUAGCAAGGAAGUUUGACAUGAGACCGGAAAAAAUAUUUCAUGCCUCUAUCAUGCCAUGUUUCGACAAGAAACUUGAAGCUGCGCGCUCGGUUCCGGGGGAUCACCCCGACUGCCGUGAAGUUGACUGCGUUUUAAGUACAGGGGAAGUAGAGGAAAUUUUGGAUGAAUAUAGCCCAAUAGAGAGUCCUUCAGCUUCUGGAAAAAUGGAUUGGUUAAAUGCACUGGAGAAUGGUAUGAUAAUUAAUUCGGAGGGAGGCUCUUCAGGUGGUUACGCUGAAUACAUUGUGAAAAGAUUUGUUGCAGAAUCAAGAAGACCGUUGGAAUUGAAGAGAACUAUAAAGGACAAAAAUUGGGAAAUUAUUGAAGCAAUAGAUGAUGGAACGAAGAUGCUAGCCGUGGCAAAAUGUUAUGGAUUUCGUAACAUCCAGAAUUAUGUGCAAAAAUUGAAACGCUCCAAAUGUAAUUAUGAUUACAUUGAAAUCAUGGCUUGUCCAUCGGGAUGUAUUAAUGGUGGCGGACAAAUCCGUGGUGCCUCGAUUGAAGAAAGGAAACAGAUCUUAGAUGCAAUCGAAUUACCGUGCUCAGAUAAUAAUUCAGAAAUGAAAGAGGAGCUAGAACGUGUAAAAGAAGAGUGGUCAAUGCUAAAUCCAGACUGGAUGGAUUUACUCUAUACGAAGUACUAUGCAGUGAAGAAAAGUAUUGCUGACAGAAUAAGUACGAGUUGGUAA
Molecule: messenger RNA, 1344 nt
Organism: Cercopithifilaria johnstoni
Lineage: Eukaryota; Metazoa; Nematoda; Chromadorea; Rhabditida; Onchocercidae
Source: the annotation of a GenBank genome assembly